Molecule: messenger RNA, 2120 nt
Organism: Lolium perenne
Lineage: Eukaryota; Viridiplantae; Streptophyta; Magnoliopsida; Poales; Poaceae
Product: glycosyltransferase BC10
Cellular component (GO): membrane
Molecular function (GO): glycosyltransferase activity
Source: RefSeq, a predicted model, not a curated record
UCCUCACUCCCAUCUUCUUCCCCAACCUCAACCUGCCCCCCUUCCCCGCCUCACAUCACCCAAAGAUCUCCCAAAAUCUCCCGACUUCUCGCCUCCGGCGAUUCCGUCUCCACGCCACUCCCUCCCGCGCGCGGCAUCGGCUCGGAUCCGCCCGCCGCCAGCAGCGGCGGCAGCCCCCCCGUGCCGCCAUUCCCCCCGGCCGCGUCGUCCGGUUGUUGGCGUCGGUUUGCUCCGUUCCAGCUCCCGUUCCUGCUGUUACCGGAUCUCGCGAGGAACCCAGCUGACAUGGGCGAGGUCCGGGCGGGGUUGGAGGCCUAGGGCGCCGGCGCCACUCGCCAUUUGAUUCGAUUCCGAGGAGGGGACGCGCCAUGCGCUGCUCUUGCUCCUCGGAUUGAUAUUUUGGCUCGCGCUUCCCUGCCUCCCCGACGAGAAUUCUCCCGAUUCCCCCCCGCCCUUUUGUCCUCUCUGAAGCCCGGAUCGAAAGAUCCAAUUCGCGGGGCAUUCCUCUCAACCGAUUCCGGAGGGACUGUCCCUGUCAAUCGCUCUCACAAUCUCGCCCUCGUUAAAAAUCCUCUCUUGUUCCUCUCCAGCACCAAGAUCCAAUCCCCCCUACCGCCGCUCGCAUUCCGCGGCUGCCGGAGAUGACGCCGUCGGUCACGACGCACGCCUCGCCGCUACUGCUCUCCCUGCUCCUGCUCGUCUCCAUCCCGACCGUCUUCCUCCUCGUGCCGCGUCUCAUCCCACCAAAGACGCUCCCGGCCAUCCCGGACGCGGACGAGUCCGACGACCUGGCCCUCUUCCGCCGAGCCAUCCUCUCCUCCUCCUCCUCCGCCGCCAAACCGGCGACCAACUCCUUCUUCCACCGCCGGCCAACGCCCAAGGUCGCGUUCCUCUUCCUCACCAACUCCGACAUCGUCUUCUCGCCGCUCUGGGAGAAGUACUUCCACGGGCACCGCCAGCUCUUCAACAUCUACGUCCACGCCGACCCCUCCUCCAUCCUCGACCUGCCGCUCACGCCCACCUUCCGCGGCCGCUUCGUGCCGGCCAAGGCCACGCAGCGCGCCUCCCCCACGCUCAUCUCCGCUGCGCGCCGCCUCCUCGCCACCGCCCUACUCGACGACCCCUCCAACCAGUUCUUUGCGCUGCUCUCGCAGUCCUGCAUCCCGCUCCACCCCUUCCCCACCAUGUACAACGCGCUCCUCUCCGACAAUGCCGGCCCCCACGGCCGCCACCGCAGCUUCAUAGAGAUUAAGGACAAGGACUGGGUGCUCCAUGAUAGGUACUACGCCCGCGGCGACGAGGUCAUGCUGCCGGAGGUGCCGUACGACCGGUUCCGUUCCGGGUCGCAGUUCUUCGUGCUCACCAGGAGGCAUGCCAUCCUGGUUGUCAGGGACAUGAGGCUCUGGAAGAAGUUUAAGCUGCCCUGUUUGAUCGAGCGCAAGGACUCGUGCUAUCCGGAGGAGCACUACUUCCCGACGUUGCUCGACAUGCAGGACCCCGACGGGUGCACCAAGUAUAGCCUCACCAGGGUCAACUGGACAGAUCAAGUCGAGGGCCACCCGCACACCUAUCGUCCUGGGGAGGUGUCCGCAAGACUCAUCAGGGAGCUCAGGAAGUCCAAUGCCACUUACUCCUACAUGUUUGCCCGCAAAUUCGCCCCUGAGUGCCUUGAGCCGCUCAUGCAGAUCGCGGACUCCGUCAUCCUACGUGACUAGGCCAGCAGCACCCGCCAUUUUUUGGGGGUGUCGGAUACGCUGAGGGUUGUGAUGUGAUGAACAAGCGCAAGCUGGUCCAUCUAUGCCCUCCAGAUCUUUUUGAGGAACAAACUUGUCCCAUCCUUGCUCUUCUCUUCCGUGCUUCAAAGAUUUUCCGGUAAUAGAUGCUGCUGGUCGGAGAGUAUGGUAUGGCCACGGAUUGUCGCUGUGUGAGUAUGCUGUUUGAACGAGACCACUUCUUGCCAAGCAAUAGGUCAGUAGUUAGCAUGAUCAUCCUAUGUAUUACAUGGACCCAGAGGCACUCUUGUCAAUACAUUCAGCAAAGGACUGAUCAUUUGUAGUUUCUAUUGCGUAUAUAACAUGGCAUGCCUGUUGUCGAUAAUGUAUUUUGGUGUUUUGUGUUCA